Messenger RNA from Didymosphaeria variabile, 474 nucleotides. RefSeq lists its product as uncharacterized. The record is from RefSeq and is a predicted model, not a curated record. The coding region runs from base 1 to 474 and encodes 157 amino acids. Lineage: Eukaryota; Fungi; Ascomycota; Dothideomycetes; Pleosporales; Didymosphaeriaceae. The transcript is spliced from 3 exons.
AUGUGCUCACUCGCGGUGGUGGGCGCCGCCGACGUUGUGCUACGAGUUGGUGUAGAAUGCUACCACUUCCUCUCCGAUAUCGACAAGGCUCCGGCCUCCAUCGAGAACCUGACGGCCUCCCUUGAGAACACUACUGCGCUGGUCGAGACGUUAAAGAAGCACAUCCAGAAGCACAUCCGUGACUCGGGAUCUUCAGUUCCGUCAGCCGACCUUGUCGAGCUACAGCCAGUAGUCAAACAGUUCAACACCGCAAUCAUAACGUUGCAACGCGAUAUAAAGCCACUCACCCUCCGGACCGCAAGAUAUGGCAAGAUGAGAAAAACAUGGGCGAGCUUUAGACACGUGCUCGAAGAGAAAGACAUACGCAAGAUCUCAGAGCGAAUCGAGAGCUCAAAGUCUUCGCUUUCUAUCACAUUGUCGCUGAUGGAAGGAAUACAGGAGUUCUCGCACACGUUGUUCAACAAGAACAAGUAG